Molecule: messenger RNA, 629 nt
Organism: Cornus florida
Lineage: Eukaryota; Viridiplantae; Streptophyta; Magnoliopsida; Cornales; Cornaceae
Product: auxin-induced protein X10A-like
Exons: 1
Coding region: 118-420 (100 amino acids)
Biological process (GO): response to auxin
Source: RefSeq, a predicted model, not a curated record
GUGAGUCAGUCCACAACCAAAACAAGUCUUUUACAUUCUUCACUAUCAAAGCUUUCGUUUGUUCUGCAAGCUCUUUCUAAACUUCACAGAGAGAGAGAGAGAUUUACAUACACAACAAUGGGUUUCCGUCUGCCUCGUAUUGUUCAUGCUAAGCAAAUUCUUCGACUGCCUUCUUUCACAACAAAUCAAGCAGAUUCUAUGGUUCUAAAUGUCCCAAAAGGCUACAUUGCAGUUUAUGUUGGUGAGAGUGAAAAGAAGCGAUUCAUGGUUCCAAUAUUAUACUUGAAUCAGCCUUCAUUUCAGGACUUGUUAAGUCAAGCUGAGGAAGAAUUUGGUUUUGACCAUCCAAUGGGUGGUCUCACAAUUCCCUGCAAAGAGGACAUCUUCAUUGGUAUCACUUCUCGGCUGAGCAGACCAUGAGACAACUCUAUGCAUGCACACACAUUUUUGUAAAUCAGGAGUCAUCAUUUCCAUUUACAAAUUUCAAUUUUGUACUCUUUUUUUUUUUUUCAGAGAAGAAAUUGGGACUGAAAAAAAUGGCCCCUUGUUUCAAAAUAUUAUAAAGUGCAGAUCAUACUAUUCUUAGACAAUUUCAAAAGCAAAUACAUUGUCUCAAGUACAUUUUCACA